AUGAUCAUUGACGGCAGCUCAAGGAAGAGACGCUCUCUAUCCUCUACCCCAGCAGAUCCUAGUGGUGGUGGGGAUGGUAGUGGUAUUGCCAAGUUAUAUGUUGCGCCUGUCCCCAUGAAAGCAACCGAAUACGAUGUUCGUCAAGUGUUUGAAAAAUAUGGUAAUGUGACAGAGAUCACUUUUCCUAAGGAUAAGAUGAGCGGUGAACGAGCAUAUGCUGCCUCUUCUAAUGAAAAUAAUGAAGUUCAAGUUGAUCCACAAUCAUUAGAGUUUCCCAGCGAAGAGAUCGAUGCGUUGAAGGGGAGAUACAUCAAAAGGUUGACUGCUGUGCUUGUGCAUCAUAUUCCUUUGUUUUGGAAAACAGCUAUAUCCGUUUUCAGUGGAAAAUUUGUCAAGAGAAGCUUGAGUGAUGACGCCUCAUCUCCUCCUCUGCCUCUCUCCUCUUUAACAUCUGAGGUGGCUAUAUCAUGUAUGUUGUAUAGGGAGAAUCAGUUGGAGUUGAUGGACAGUUAUGGGAUACUUCAGAGAAGCUGCAAAGGAGUUGAAAGACCUGAGAUAAAGAAUGAAGCAAGAGGCGAAACAGAGAAGAACAAGCGACAACAACAUUUCCACCACGAUCUUAAAAACAUGAUCUCCUCCUUAACCCACAUGGGAGCAGACAAGGCAGGACCAAGUCAAUAUGAAAAAGAGAAGCAGGAGGAUGGCAUAAAAGCCAUAUUUUAA
Molecule: messenger RNA, 723 nt
Organism: Eruca vesicaria subsp. sativa (arugula)
Lineage: Eukaryota; Viridiplantae; Streptophyta; Magnoliopsida; Brassicales; Brassicaceae
Source: the annotation of a GenBank genome assembly